Messenger RNA from Bactrocera dorsalis (oriental fruit fly), 5980 nucleotides. RefSeq names its product ankyrin repeat, bromo and BTB domain-containing protein DDB_G0293800 (gene f). Gene Ontology annotation, molecular function: actin filament binding. The transcript is spliced from 11 exons. The record is from RefSeq and is a predicted model, not a curated record. Gene Ontology annotation, biological process: actin filament bundle assembly. Gene Ontology annotation, cellular component: cytoplasm. Lineage: Eukaryota; Metazoa; Arthropoda; Insecta; Diptera; Tephritidae. The coding region runs from base 1284 to 5156 and encodes 1290 amino acids.
AUUAUAUUACUUUGAGUAUGUAAAUAAAUGUUAGACUUUUAAUAUAUUUAUGAAUGCACUUACUUAUGCAUACACAUAAAUACGUUUGUAACACUAAUCAUAAAUCGUUUGUGAAAAUAAGAUUGAGAAUUAAUUUAUAUCGCUUUACUUAUGUACUUCUAAACUUUUUUGUAACAUAUUGUCACCAUUAUGGAAAAUUGUUAACUGCUUCGAAACUGCAACUUUCCUGUCAAAUUGUUAAUAUAACUAUAUAUAAAGUAUUAACGUAAGCUAUUUGUUUGUGCUUCUCAUCUGUGUUGGAACAUAUGUACCAUUAUUCGUACAAACGUACGAUCAAGUUGCAGCAAGAAUGAAAUCUGUAGUAAAAACAUACCAAAAAAAUACACAAAGAGUACGAUUUAGGAAAAUGAGAGCGGUAAAUACAAGUAUAUCCAAGUGUACGUAAGAAGCAUCUAUAAGCGAACUUGCAUUUUAAGACUGAGCCAGCCGAAGAAAUUAUUCACCUGUUUGUGAAACCGGGCCGAGCUGUUUCACCUGAUGCGCUGGUGCUUUUUAACCAUUCACUGCGGAAAAUCCGAACAGUUAUGUUGCGCCUUCUAUAAUUUAACUACGUUAACUGCUAUGCAGUGAUAUAGUUAGUAAAAUGUUCAUUUGCAAGAACUUUAUGCUUGUAUUAUUAACUACGAAAAUUGAAUAAUUUUAAUUACUGUGCUUAAAAGUUAAUGCGCCCAAACUGUGUCUACGAAAUGUUAACAAAAAUAUUUACACUUGUACUAUGUUUGUUUGAAUGUUAAGUAGUGCGAAAGUUCAAUGUUCAUCGAUUUUUCCCUUGAAUAUAUACUUAUGUACAUAUGUAUGUAUAUAUGAGCAAUCAUAAUUGCGUGUUAUUGUGAAAGUUGCCAAAGAAAAGCAAUGGAAAGUGAAAACGCUAGAUACUCUCCUAGUCUAAUUACAUAGGAUUAUUAACUGAUAUAGUAAUUUGAACUAUUGAGAAUUAAUAUCUUCAUUAUUAGUUAUAAAAAAAAAAUUCAAAAUAUUAUAUGGAACGUAAAGAGUCUAUAUACAUAUACUAUUUUGGUUCAACGCAGUUUUUAUACUUGAAUUAAAAUCUUCUCAGUCAUUUGUAUUUAUAAUAUACCUUGAAUUGAAGGAUUCAAAAGCCUUAUAACUAAAUAAAAUGCAAAUUUUAAUCGAUUGCCUCUCUCUUAACGUCUUCGUUUGCUAUAUUAUGACAACACAGUUACUUCUCUACAAUCAGUAGUAGAAAAGGCUUUCUCGGUAGGAUGACCACUAGUUUCACUUCCUACCGUCGUAGCAAAGUAAAAAGUAAAUCGAAUAACGACAUUUCUUCUAUUGUUGCUGAGAUGAACGGUGUUAGCGGUAUAGCAGAUAGCUUACCUCAACACAUAUCUAACGAUGAUAUCUCAGAUUUAGCUGAAAUGAUGGAUACAACUGUGCGAAAAGAGAUCAAUCUCUCCAGUGACGAUGUAGCUGUUGUACGCAAAGAACGUAAUAAUCGACGCAGCGUUGUAAGCGCAAAUACUCAAAUGGACAAUGAUGUCACACCGGUCUACUUGGCAGCGCAAGAAGGGCACUUAGAGGUGCUAAAAUUUUUAGUGCUUGAAGCUGGUGGUUCUCUCUAUGUACGCGCACGCGACGGUAUGGCACCGAUACAUGCUGCUUCACAAAUGGGAUGUUUGGAUUGCCUCAGAUGGAUGGUGCAAGAUCAGGGUGUUGAUCCAAAUCUACGAGAUGGAGAUGGUGCUACACCACUACAUUUUGCCGCGUCAAGAGGACACCUUUCUGUGGUACGAUGGUUGCUUAAACAUGGGGCAAAACUAUCGUUGGAUAAGUACGGCAAGUCGCCCAUUAACGAUGCAGCAGAAAAUCAACAAGUAGAGUGUCUUAAUGUGUUAGUACAACACGGUAGUACAAUAGACUAUAGUUGUCGGGACAGGAAUACACAACAACGACAGAAAACUUGUUCAUUAUCUAAUAAGGAAUUUCAAGAGAUGCAAAAUUGCAAUUUCAAUAGAAGUGAUGGAAGUAACUGUAUCAACAACAGCUCACACGGAAGCUUUAACUCGAAUAGUAGUAAGCAGACUAGUUGCAGUAACACCAUUAAAUCGAAGACAUCUUCGUCUUUAAGCUCAGAUAUUGAGCCCUUUUAUUUGCAUCCACCACCGAUCUCUAUGGCCCAUAAACGUAUUGAGGCCAUUUAUGCACACUCUCAACAAUCGCGCUCAUCUUCUGAGAAAUUAUACAAUGGGCAAAUGGUGCCUAAUGAUGGCUUAUAUGUCAAUCCAAUGCGUAACAGUUUCUUUACUCCUCCUUCCCCGACUGGCAGUGUUUCUGGAGAAUCAUUUUUUCUCCACGAUCCUCAUGAACUAAUUUAUAAUCGAGUUCGGGAGCUGUUCGAUUCCGAUUGCAACAGUGCUGGAAAUUUAAAAGCGAAAAUGAAUCGCCACAAAACUAAUAGUCAUAACAAAAUACAUAAAUCAAAAACCAUUAACAAUGCAGUUGUUGUCCAAGCAGAUGUUCACUCCAGUUCAAGUGGUACAGGAAGCGGAUCAGAAGAAUCUAUAUCCGUUUCUAUUCAAUCGAGUAUGAAAUUAUCAAAAACAAACAACUUUCGAAGUCAAAGUUUUAAUCUUCACACUAAAUGUAACAACGAAAGCAGCAGCUACGAUCAAGAUCUCAGCGCCAGCACCAGCACAAAAAUCAUCACCAAUGAUAAUAAAAAAAUUAAUGCCAAUUUAACUGCUGGAAUCAACUAUAAUAAAAUCAACAAUAAUAAUAUUAAAAUUGAUAAACAAAAUCAAGUAGCUAAUCAACCUAAAACGAGUUAUUUAAACAAUGACAAGCUGAGGCCAGAAAGUUCACAUGACCAUGAUUACGAGGAUAUAUAUUUGGUUCGUGAGGAGGCACGAAAAAACAAAAAUAAAUACGGUUCUGGACGAUCACGUUCCCGUGAUAGUGGAUCUCAUUCACGCUCAGCUAGCACUUCCUCAACUCGGAGCUCAGAUUUCAUACUACAAUACAGCAAUCAUAAUAUGAACAGCAAGCAUCAAAGUGAGCGGCUGAAUCGAAAUAAAUCACAAUCGACUAUAGGAAUACAUAGCAAACCCAAAUACGAGUUAUCACAAAAGGAAAGUUUUACCGUUAAAAAUGUCAAUCUAAAGAACCUGCUCAACGCUACUAGCAAUAUCAAUUGUGGCGUUAAAAGCGACACAUAUGAAAGUGUGUGUCCAAUAGAAGAUAUUGCUGAGCGUACCAAGCAAUCACAGAAAAACUCCGUUAUUCGAAAUAAUCUUGAUUGCAGUAGCACUGGGAGCACCAGCAAUAUAUUCCACCCAACAUGCAAUGAUGGCAACACAUGCGAUCGCCAGUUAAAACGAGUUUCAUCUGCUCCGCCUAUACAAAACAUAGAAAUCGUAAGUGGGCCUCCGCCUCCUCCACUGCCGCCGCCGAUGAACUCACUUUUACACAAAAGAAUGCAAUUAGUUACAUCAGAUCCCAUGAACUUUUAUAUUAGUAACUCAAAUAGUAACUUGGAUAAUAUAGAUUCCGAUUCAGGACUUGAGGUAAUUGAGGAACCAAGUUUGCGCCCAUCUGAGUUGAUCAGAAGCAAACACAACCGAACAAUGUCUACAAUAUCAGCAAACAAGAAAGCUAAACUUCUUAAUAGCAGUUGUAAUGGGAAUAUACAAAACUCUGCGUCACUUGCAACUAUUAGUUGUGUUACACCUAGCAGAGACAAUUUUUCUUGCGAUAGUUAUCACGUUUGCAAUGAUCAGAGAGAUGAAAGAAUUCAGAUGCAAAAUUACCAUUCAACUCGCGCAGAUGCCCAGCAACAUCCAUUACCCCAAAGCUAUCAGCAAUCUCAAAUGUAUGGAUCUUCCGCCGAAGAUCAUUACGAACUACAACAAACACAGUAUGGGUACAGCAAUUCAAAUGGGAAUGUAGUAAGUGGCACACGUCCCGGUGGUCCAAACUUAGUUAAUAAACAGUUAGUACUUCCCUUCGUGCCACCCAGUUUUCCAAACAAAUCACAAGAUGGCGUAACACAUCUUAUAAAGCCUUCUGAAUAUCUAAAAAGUAUAAGUGAUAAACGAUCAUGCCCUUCUUCAGCAAGAUCCACAGAUACUGAAGAUUACAUGCAUAUUCAAGUGGCUAAUCAGCACGGAGUUAACUUCGACCCUCCAAAGCCUCCACCUCCGCCACCACUCCCAACUCAUCCAUUAAUGCAUCACAAUGAAAAGCAAAACAAUAUAAAAAUAGGAAACAUUAAUCAUGUAUCUGUGGUUAAUCAGGACACUGCCACUCGUAAGCAGCAUCAACCCCUCUCCGCCAUCUCCAUUCAAGAUCUUAACAGCGUUCAGCUUCGUCGUACGGAUACCCAAAAAAUGCCCAAGCCGUAUCAAAUGCCAGCACGCAGUCUAAGUAUGCAGUGCCUUACCUCGUCAGCUGAUUCUUACCUUAAAACGGAUUUAAUUGCCGAAUUGAAGAUAUCAAAAGACAUUACGGGCAUUAAGAAAAUGAAAGUAGAGAAACAGUUAGCCGGUCAGUUCGAUAUCGAACAUUAUUCCGAAAUUUCGAAACAAUUUUCGACAAACAAUUAUAUGGAUCAACUUUAUAUGCAGAUUCCAGAAAAAGAUCAGGCUGGUAACAUCAUUCCGGAUUGGAAACGUCAGAUGAUGGCGAAAAAGGCAGCCGAACGAGCCAAGAAAGAAUUCGAGGAACGAAUGGCUAAGGAAGCAGAGAAUAGGCGUCUCUCACAAAUACCUCAAUGGAAACGUGAUCUACUAGCCAGGCGAGAGGAAACCGAAAAUAAACUAAAAGCAUCAAUUUAUACACCCAAGGUGGAGGAAAAUAAUCGUAUAGCUGAAACUUGGCAACUUAAGAAUCGAGCAAUUUCAAUUGAUAACAUUAAUUUGGUUUCUCCGAGCGUUGAUACCCUUCCAAUUGUUUCCGGAACUUUUGACAAUAGUAACAAGGAAAACAAGGAACAAAAUGAACAAGCUGCGAUCAUAAAUAUUCCAGUAUCAGAUGAUGAUAUCAAUAGUAAUCAAUAUAACAAAGGAGAUGAAGCAGAUAACAUUAUACCAUGGCGCGCCCAGUUACGAAAAACCAAUAGCAGGCUAAGUUUAAUUUAGGAACGAAAAUUUCUUAACCCUGAUUCAGAUUUACGUAAUUGUGAGUUUAAACUAACUACGUGAGAAUUUCAUCUUUGCUGUUUAUAGUUUAUAUGUGUACGUAUAUAUUAAACAUUUGCAUCAACUGAACAAUUAUUUACUCCUUAAAAAAUAGUAUAUGGAAUAGUUGACUUCGAAUCGCCAAAUGGGUAAAACAAAACUUGGUAGCAUUGCAGAUAGCAGUUGUACCACUAUGUGAGAUUUGCAAACACUGUCUCAUAUAAAUUCAAAUAUAUCAAAUACUUUGUUGUUGCCUUUACAUGUAUUUUCAUAUGAAUCUUUUAAGGAUGCAAUGGUACGACUUUUUGGCAGAACUGAAUAAAAUAUAUGCAUAUGUAUGUACAUACAUAUGUCUCGUACAGUUGAGUAAGAACAAUCCUACAUUUACCAACCAAAAAUACAUUUUGCUUUGGCAAAUGCGUUUUCAAUUAAAUUAAUUAAGAUUUUCGAUAAAUUAGUCAUUUUAACAUAGGAUGGACAACAAACGGCGAUGUCAACAAAUUUAAUAUAUAUAAAUACUUUUAAACAACAACAUCAACUUCGGUGUAUUUAUUGUCAUUAUAUAAUAAAUAUAUUAUAUUAAUCUAUAAUAUGGCCCUAUAUAAAGCUGCUGGAAAAAUAUAAAUUCACACACAUAUUUUUGUAAUAUACAUACUAUUUUGUGUAUAAUAUUCAACAUAAACCCAGGCAAGUUUACGCACAUUUACAUAUUCUUAAUUUACUGUAUUAUGCCUAACUAUAAUUUACAAUAAAAAUAAAUUUGAUUAAAUUGUAUUAAUAUUAAA